Molecule: messenger RNA, 2607 nt
Organism: Helobdella robusta
Lineage: Eukaryota; Metazoa; Annelida; Clitellata; Rhynchobdellida; Glossiphoniidae
Exons: 5
Coding region: 1-2607 (868 amino acids)
Molecular function (GO): zinc ion binding; nucleic acid binding
Source: RefSeq, a predicted model, not a curated record
AUGUCUACCGAGCGCUUAAUGACGAAAAUGAUUAAAUCAGGAAGGGAUGAGGCAGAGGUACGAUCAAUGUCAAGACAAGAGAUUAUCGAUGCAUGUCUCGCUAGCGAAUUGAUGAGAACAGAACUUCUGACCGAAACAUCUGAACCUCCCCAGAACGUAACUGAAACGGAAAGAUGGAAAUUUGAGAAAGAACUUGAAUUUAAAGAAAGACAAGCGGCGAAGGAACUUGAAUUUAAAGAAAGACAAGCGGCGAAGGAAUUUGAAUUUAAAGAAAGACAAGCGGCGAGGGAAUUUGAACUGAAAGAACGAGAACUCGAAUUGAAAGAAAGACUAAAGGAAGAGUUAAAAUUAAAAGAAGAUGAAAUGAGAUUGAAAGAAGAUGAACUCAGAUUAAAAAGGGAAGAAUUUUUAUUAAAACAAAAGGAAAGUAAUUCGCUAAUUAAUAGAAUUAAAAAGUUCAGCGACACGAUGAAAGAACAAUUGUGGAAAAUGCCCCAAAACCCUAGUGAACUACCAACUUUUUUUGUACAUCUCGAAAACGCUUUCUGUUCUAAUGGAGUUGAUCAAGAUGUCAAGUCAAGACUUCUUCAAAUGUGUUUACACGAUAAAGCGAAGUCUAUUAUAACUCGAUUAACAGUGCAACAAUUAGAUGAUUAUAAUACUUUGAAAGAAUUUCUACUGAGCGAGUUUAGAAUCAGUCCAGUCAAAUUGCGAGAACAAUUUUUCGGCACGAAAAAAAUACCAAAUGAAACGUACCAACUAUUAUUAUCGAAGUUAAAAAGCUUAUGGAAUUUUUAUCUUAAAAGCAGAGAGAUUGGAACAGAUUUUCAUAAACUAGUGAACUUAUUAAUGGCCGACCGAAUGAAGGAGUUGCUACCCAGAGACUGUUUAAAUUUCGUUCUUAGCCAGGAGCAAGAUGGCUGGUUAGAUUGUGAUAAGUUAGCACGAAUAGCUGAUAAUUAUGCCGCGACAUACGUCAAGGAUAAUAACAGAUCAUAUCAUCGUGAAACGGAACAAAAUUCUUUUGUUAACACUGCAUUUACUCAGUUUGAUACAAGACAGAAAGCGAAUCCACGCAUAUUGGACAAAACUAAAGAAGAAGCUAUGAGAAAAGGAUUAUGUUUUAAAUGUCGACAACCUGGUCAUCUAUCAAAAAACUGCAACAAUUCAUUUAAAAUACAAAGAAAUUCAGUGCAGCGCAGAUUGGAAGUAAACAAUAGUUAUCAAUAUAAUCGAAAUACCCGAGAUAUUCAGUGGAAACAUUUCUAUAGAAGAAAAUUCGUCGAUAUUGCUGUGGAAGGUGUACUACCCCAAAAGGCAUUGAUCGACGGAGGCGCAGAGAUUUGUUGUAUACGACGAGAUCUCAUCGAACCGUCAAAGAUGAAAGUGCAAGGAAAGAUUUCAAUUCUUGGACUACGAGGCGAAGCGAAUGUGUUUGAUACGGUGAAGCUAGAAGUUCUGCCAAUAAUAAAUAAUUCACCAGGGAAAACAUAUACUGUACCCCCGACGCCAGUUUUAUUUGCGGUGAUACCAGACUUAAACGAAAAAAUAAUUAUAACACCGAAUAUUGCAGAAUGGUUAGAUAAAUUAGAGAAGGAAAUACCAAUUUUAAUCAGAGACCAUCACAUUGCCAGCAAAGCUAACGAAAGCCUUCAGAACGAUAACGCCGACCAUGAUGAAAUAAAGUUAGUAGAAGUAAAUAAUGACAAAGACGAUGAGGUUACAUUUAAAGAUGAAGAUGAUGACGAAGAUGACGGUAUGAAAGUUAAUGAUGAUAAUUACCAUGAUGACCACGACGAGGAUUGUGAAUUCAUUGAUAGGACGAAUGCUUUAAUUAAUGAAGACGGAACCAAUGAUUAUAAUGAGCAAAACAAUGAUGGAGAUGAUAGAUUCAGAAACAAAUAUAACUGCGAAAAUAAAAAUUACUUCAACGACAAGAACAAGGACGAUGAUGAUGAAAAGGAGAACCUAAACAAUGAUGAAAAAAUUAAAAUUGAUGAAUGCCGAGAUGACGAGAACAGAAAUGGUGGGAGCAGAGAUGAUGAUGAGAUGGAGUACAAAGACACAGUAGCCAUGUUGUUCAACGACGGAUCCCACACUAAGAAUAGUAUGACGAUUGACAUGAAUAACGAUAUGAAACCUGAAAUACAAAGAAUUGACAUCGUAACGGUACAUGCUAUAGACGAUGAUGAUGAGGAUGUGAAACAAAAGGAACAUUCCUCACUGAAGAUUAAAUUCGUAAAAAAGAACACCACGCAGUUUAAAAUAUUUUUGCGUUUAAACAGGUACAUUCUGUCAGAUAAUUUUGAAGCGAAAACUGUUGACCAAAAUAAUGAAAUCCAAAAAGGGCAAACAAAAGAGCCUUCUAAAAAGAGAUUAGGUUGUCAUUAUCAUGGAAACGUUGAUGGCAUUCCUUCACAAUUGGCUGCAAUUUCACUAUGCUCCGGUGUCAGUGGUUUCUAUGAGAGAAAAAAUGAAGCUUUUGAGUUGAGGUCGAAGUCUAAAGGAACGUUGGAGAGAGUCGUUGUUAAAAAAUCUGUUAGGAAGAAACGUUCUUGUGGUAAAUUUAUUUGUAAAAAUUGUAAUGAAUUUGUUUCGAAGAAUUAA